Bactrocera dorsalis (oriental fruit fly) is the source of this 3956-nucleotide messenger RNA. It is a transcript of the gene Rcd1, whose product is annotated as KAT8 regulatory NSL complex subunit 3. Lineage: Eukaryota; Metazoa; Arthropoda; Insecta; Diptera; Tephritidae. Gene Ontology annotation, biological process: positive regulation of transcription by RNA polymerase II. Bases 366 to 3794 code for a protein of 1142 amino acids. The record is from RefSeq and is a predicted model, not a curated record. The transcript has 8 exons. Gene Ontology annotation, cellular component: NSL complex.
ACCUGUGCAUGCAUUCAACAUGAACGCAAUACCAAUCAUUGGGAUGUGAUUUUUACAAAUUAAAACGCAUACAACUUUUUAAUGAAAUUUUUAGAAUACAUUCUUUGGUAAAUUAUUCACAGGACUAAAUUCCUAAUUUUUUGUUUAGCAAAUCACAAAGUUUUGCAAGUCGUGAUUUUAAAUAUUUGACAUUUGAUGACAAGUUGUAUUAUUAGUUGUCAAAGUUGUUAUCGGUGGAGUGUUGGAUGAUGUGCUUAAUAAGUGCACAUUGCAAAUAGUUUUUACAUUAAAUGUUUCAGUUUAUAGCACUAUUGAGAAAAUUGCAGACGUAAAGUAUUAUUUACUUAGGUGGAAAAGUGCAGGUGAUGAUGACUUCAUAUAUGAAACUGUUCGAAGACUUUUUACAGCGCAAAGAAUGUGAUGGAACUCGCACAACAUCUGGUGCUUCUGAUGAUGAAGAUAUAGAGCAUAAAAACUCCUCUUUUGAAUCUGUGUGUGACACUCUUAAUUCUAUUAGUGGGAGUGGUGGUAGUAAUAAAAUGGAACACAGUUAUACGAGAGAUAACACCCGGCCAAUAGGCAGUGUUACCACUGGUUUGUUACCAGCUCGCACAAUACUGGUUCGACGUACGCCACAGUGCCCGUCCUGUCAUACCCAUCCCGAAGAGCAUGAUUUCGAAGAUUUUAAUCAGGCCAAUGUGCCUUCAUACAAUGAAAUAGCGGCCAAAGAAGCAAUGAAUGAGUGUUCUCGAAUCGCUAAAUACGUUAAAAAUAAUAAUCCAGACGAUGACGAUUGGGAAGCACGUAUUAACCAAAUUGGUUGGAGUAACAUGCAAAAGACACUUUUCAAUAAAGUAGCAAAUAUUUUGGAUAAUGAUCAAUUAGGACGACUAGCCAAUGUUAAUCGUCAAAACGAAUCUAUGCAGCGUCGUGUUGCUGUCGAUAAGUCUGCUAGUCGAAUGCGCAGAGCGUUGGCUGCUGUUGCCUGGGACUCGCGUCUCACACAAUGGUUGCAUUGUUUGUUGAUGGACUCACUUCCAUCAACAUAUAUGGCGUCUUAUUUAGAUAUUUUGCAAACAUUAAAAUCUAAAUUGCCAACACUCAUGGAUAAAAUGUUAUUCGGACGACCGCUAAAUGUUAGUCAAGAACUUCUGGCGCCGGUAAUGAAAAACAAAUGGGAGCCAAUUGUUAGUACGAAGUCCCGGAAAUUAACACAGAAUGCCGUAAUUGUUGCACUGCCUUCUGUGCCAACCAGUGGUCCAGUACCUAAUCGCCUUCAAAAAUGGUAUCAUCAAUUGGCUAGCAUAACGCAAAUUGUACAAGUAACUUUACCAUCGAAUGUUAGUCAUAUAGUUCGACAACCAUUAGAGCAAGUAGCAGAACAAAUAGUGUCAAUCACUCGAGUAAAAAUACAAGAGUUGCGAAACGAAAAUGCUCAGCGAAGCAUCAUAUUGAUUGGAUUUAACGCUGGCGCUGCCCUUGCUUUGCAAGUGGCGAUGUCGGAGAAUGUAGCAUGCGUAGUGUGUAUGGGCUUUGCUUAUAACACAUUUAACGGAAUUCGUGGUACCCCUGAUGACCGCUUAUUAGACAUAAAGAUACCAAUACUAUUUGUGGUUGGUCAAAAUUCCUCAAAAACAAGUACCGAAGAAAUGGAAUCGUUACGUGAAAAAAUGCAAUCGGAAAGUUCUUUGGUGGUGGUGGGGAGUGGAGAUGAUGUUCUACGCGUUCCUAAAAGCCGUAGGAAGUUAGAUAAUGUUACACAGUCGAUGGUAGACGCUAUGGUUGUGGACGAAAUAUAUGAAUUUAUAAAAAGAAUUCUCACUAAUCCACCUGGACCACGGGUUCCAACAACAAUAACUAGUUUCGUUAACACUAAACAAGGACGAAACUCAAUUAAUAACAACGCUGGUGGUAGUAGCGCUGAAGGUAAUGCUAAAAAUGGGUCCUUACAAAGGAAGCGUAAAAAUGAUGCUAUGAAUUCAGAUCAAGAAACGCCAGCGAAGACCAAAUAUGUUAAUUCAAUCGGCCGACCCAGAACGCGUCCCCUGAUAGCAUCCACAACUACUUCAGCUAAAACAACAUCGAGUGCAUUGGCAGGUGGUACUUCUAAAACAGCGCAGAUACAAAAACAGAAGGCACAGUUAUCAACAAAUUCUUCUAUUACGAACGAAGAUCUAAACAUGGCCAUACAGUCAAUAUUGGGUGAUGGGAAUGAACAAGAUGGUUCGAUACAGAACUCCGGUAACGACACUGCUCAAGGUGCACAGAAAAUAGUAACGAAUUAUGAAAUUGUUGCACCAUCAAAGUCUACUCCAAUAAAAACCGCAUUAAUGAAUCCUCUGCAAAAACAAACUCUUCCGGCUGGUGCAAAAAUAAAGAUGAUACCUUCUAAUCAAUUCGUGCAACUAAAGCCGCCAUUGCAAUCACAAUCGAAAAUUUAUACAAUAAAAACGGCGUCGAUGCAACAGAAUAGCACAUCUGGAAAUACAAACAUCGGCAGUAUUGUAUCAACAUCACCAACCGGCAGCUCCGUUGCAAAUCAUCAACAACAGAUAUUCACUUUGAAAUCUCCUAAUGGCCAGACGACGCAAUUUGUUACAGCUGCUCCACCUGGUACGGCUCAGCAAAAGUACACUGUCAUGAAAAAUGUAAGUGGUGGAACUACACUCCAAAUAGCAAACGCAGCUUUUAGUGGCAUAAAAGGCAGUACGCCAAAAGCUUCAUCCACCUCCAAUAUGGAUCUGUCAAACAUAAUCGAUAUGCCAAUUGUGUUUGCUGAUAACGAUGGCAAUCUGUCCGAUUCGGUGGCUUCUUCUACCGCAUCUGUCAAGUCAGCCAAUACUUCCGGUGUCGGGCAACUAAUUAUAAGUCAGAAAAUUAUUAAAGAAGCUACUUCCACUGGGUCUAGCGCUACUGGUAUUGUGACCACUUCGCCUAAGACUGGUGGCGGCACAUACAUAAUUAAUAAAACCAUUGGCAGCCCAAUCUUACAACAAACUACUCCAACUUCAGUCAAUAAGCAGAAUAAGGUAGUUUUUAUCAAUCGUAGCACCAUGAAACCGUGUCCGAAUAUCAUUUCCCGAUCGAAUGUCGCACAACAAUUGCCGAAAUACACUAAGGUUGUUGUUACGAACCCGAAGACAUCUGCAACAACACUUGUACCCCGCCCAGCAAUGCAAUUAACGACGACGCAACUGCCAGUGGGUACAGCUAGUGGCAGCAGCCCACUUGUGUCGUCUGUGAAACAAGUGAAUUUACAGACACUAAAGUCUCCAGUUAGUAUUGGUGCGCGGCAGACAUCAGGCAUACUGAAUGUUUCCACAAAGUCGCUACCACAAGUGCAAAUUAUUAGUACAACCGCUGGUGGGGCAGCCAUUUCUUCGACUGGGGGCAGUAUCACUAACACCGGAAAUCCUACAGCUACAACUAGUGGUAGUGUGUUGAACGACCGCCCGCAAAUUCGAAAUAUUGUUGUAAAACCCGGAGGAUUGAAACAAAUACCAGCUUUGACCUCGCACGUGUUUAAUCGAAAUUUAACCGUUCGUAAAAUGGUAAAUAUCAUAUCCGCCACAAAUCCAGUGAGUUCAUCCUCAUCCGCACCUGGUGUAUCCAUAGUAGCUCAGACGACCACAUCACCGGAUAGUAGUCAAAAUAAUGCCGCUGGCACAUCAUCUAUACAAACCUCACCGAAGGUUAUAACUUUAAAUCCGAUUAAUCCGUCGGUUUCCAUCAGUAGCUCUGCAUCCGGCAAUAGUAACAGUACGGCCACUAGCGCCCAACCAAAGAAGGAUUGAUUUUAUCCUCUUUAAAAGUGAACUCUGUUGUUAAUUUAAACAUUAUUUAGCUUUAAAAAUAGAUAUAUCUUUGCAUUUCAUCUCAUUCAUGUUCAAUUCGUAGUUUGACUACUUCCGCAUUCAUUUACUUAAUUAAUAAAACAUUUAAAAAUAAAUAUAUAA